Nymphalis io (European peacock) is the source of this 2882-nucleotide messenger RNA. It is a transcript of the gene FipoQ, whose product is annotated as F-box/LRR-repeat protein 2. Gene Ontology annotation, biological process: SCF-dependent proteasomal ubiquitin-dependent protein catabolic process; positive regulation of protein ubiquitination. The transcript is spliced from 11 exons. Gene Ontology annotation, cellular component: SCF ubiquitin ligase complex. Lineage: Eukaryota; Metazoa; Arthropoda; Insecta; Lepidoptera; Nymphalidae. Gene Ontology annotation, molecular function: protein binding. Bases 206 to 1750 code for a protein of 514 amino acids. The record is from RefSeq and is a predicted model, not a curated record.
GCGCAACGCACUAGCAACAUAUUAAACCAGCUCGUACAAGGUACGCGUCGUAAGUUCUGCGUGUUUAACUUUGCAAAGUUUCGCGCCAAAGUGACGCUCCCGUAUGAGGUAUUGAGAACGCGUUAAAAAUUUGUGCACCGAGCCAAACAAUUUUUGUGGUGUUAAUUGUUACCCCCUUUUGGGUUGUUGGCAAAUAAAAACAAAUAUGGAUUCGUGGGGCAUUUUAAAUGUGGAUACCGCAGCGGCUGCUAUAUCCCGAGAUGAUAUGCACAGUAGUUUUAGAAGGAAAGAAAUUAUGACUAUAGAAAAACUACCGGAUAAGGUGUUGCUCAAUAUAUUCUCAUAUUUAUCUCAUCGAGAAAUAUGUCGUAUGGCAACAGUAUGCAAGCGAUGGCGUAUGGUCGCAUACGAUACAAAAUUGUGGACCCACGUCAGUCUGAGACCUGAAAUAUCAGGAUUACAUGUGGGCUCAUUGGAAUCCCUAUUAGCAUUGAUAUCUAUAAGGUUCGGACCAUCGCUUCGAUAUAUUGAGCUACCCAUAGAACUAAUUACACAUACAGUUCUACACGAACUUGCAGCGAAAUGUCCAAAUUUGACGCACAUGUUACUUGAUUUUAGUACAGCGAUGCAGCUUCACGACUUCUCCGAGAUGCAAGCUUUUCCAACAAAACUUCGUUAUCUUUGCAUAUGUUUGUCAGAAGUCAUCUUUAUGGAAGGCUUUAUGAGGAAAAUUUACAAUUUCAUCAAUGGAUUAGAAAUAUUACAUCUUAUUGGCACAUAUGAGAAGGUAGAAGAAGAAGAAGAAGAAAUAUAUGAAGUAAUCAAUGUACAUAAGCUUAAAUCUGCCACACCUAAUCUGCGCGUGAUUAAUUUGUACGGUAUCAACUUUGUAGAUGACUCACACAUCGACGCUUUCAGCUCGAAUUGUAUACAAUUGGAAUGUCUCGCUGUAAAUUAUUGCAACAAAGUAACAGGCUCUACAAUGAAGACACUAUUCCAACGUUCUAGAAGACUCACCUGUUUGCUCAUGAACGGAUGCAGUCUCCAUUCGGAGCACGUAAUGCAAGUUGAAUGGGAGAAGUCAUCUAUCCAGGAAUUGGACGUGACAGCGACGGACUUGUCAACGGAGUGCCUCAUCGACAUGCUCACAAGGAUCCCUAACUUGAGGUUUUUGAGUGCUGGUCAGAUUAAUGGUUUCAACGACUCGGUAUUGAAGGCCUGGAUAGAAGCCGGUACGGCGAGGAACCUGGUAGCGCUGGACGUAGACGCGUCGGACAACCUGUCGGACGAGGCGCUGCACCGCUUCCUGUCGCGGCACGGCGGACAGCUGUGGGGGCUCGUGAUGAGCGGGAUGCCGCACAUCACAGACCAGCUGUGGCAGAGCGUGCUGCAGCUGCUCACCAACGCCAAAAUACUCAUAAUGGGAACGCAAGAGCGACUCGGUGUUAACAUUCACGUUGAUCAGUUAAUGGACGGUAUAGCAAACAGCUGCCCUAACUUGGAGCGUCUCGAGCUGAGGUGGGAUCCAGAGAAUCUCAGGUUCAGUGACAAGAGUCAAAAAGCUAUUGAUAUACUACGUGUCAAAUGCUUAAAGCUAAAAUGCCUUGUUCUGAGCGAUGGUCGGUAUUACGAAAUCGUAAAAGCGAACUUCGAGCGCGCUGACCGGACCACUGUAGUCAGGACGUCGACCAAUUGCAGAGUUUCAAACUAUUACUUACUAUCUAAUUAUAAGGAACUUGUGUUUAAUUAAUCCUUCGCUGUAAAAAGAUUGUUAUUAAUUUAAAAGAAGUAUAUUUUUUUUAUUAAAAAAAAAACUUAAUGCGUCAUUCAUGCCAAUUUCUAAAUUAAUGAAAAUUUUAAACGUCGUUAGUCAUUGACAGAUGUCAAAUGUCAUGUUUGUGUUGAAUCAAGAUUGCCAGUCAAUCUAGUAUUCUCAUUGUUCUUGAAAUACCAUAAACCUAUUUCUAAACUAGCGUAUUUUAAUCAUCGAUGUCGCAUUGCACAUGAUUGAAUGACGCCUUAUUUUUAAUUAUUUUAUUUAAUUAAAUAGGAAGCCAACGUUAUGUAUUAGGAAAAACAUUGCCUUAUUACUUGUACGCAAAUAUUGUUACAAAAUAUAUAUCAAUUAUAAGCUAACUUAACAUUAAAAAAUAUUAUUAUUUAUUGUAAGACAGUUAACUGGCGACAUUAUGGAUAAUGGUCUUCUCUGCCCAUAGACACUGUAAGGAAUAUUUGAAACCACGUCAUAACUUGGUAAUUCUUUCUCGAUAAUUUGCUACCAGAAAGAAAAACAAUUUAUUCUAAAUAUGAUUAUAAGGUUCUUUCAUGAGUAUGACCAACAAUGUUAAAAUAUUUGACAUAAAAAACUUUUUACUGGAAAAUUAUUAAAUUAUUACUGACUAAAUAUCCAAAUGAUAUCGAAUGAAUAUUACAUUACUUAAAAUAAUUAUGCAACUAAGACUAAUUGAGGCUUGUUUUGCCAUUGUUUUAUAAGAUUAUGUAUGUAAAUAAAAUAAUUAAAAUACAAUACAAUGUAUGUAUCGAUAAAUACGCACAUUGAAAUUGAUUUAUGUUAGCAAACUUUUUUCUAACAGUAGGGAGGAACAGAGACACGCUUAGUGUGCGAGAGUGACGGUACGAGAUCGCAGGUUAUUUUCAAUUAUUUUUAUGACGCGGGGUAUACACACGAAUUUUCUUAUAAUUAAGACUUUUAUUGUAUUAUUAUUAGUAAGUGUUUUUUUAUAGGUCUAGUUCAUAAUCCUGCACUGUGAUUGGUUAUCACAUGGUACAACCAAUUCAUAACUUUAAAUCGCAUUAGCAAUUUAAUUCAUUUUGUUUACCUGGUUUGAUUGUAGUAAAGAUAAUAAAUGAUUGAAUUGAAA